GCAGAGGCAGAGCAGAGCUGAUCUAACCAAGUAGUUGCAAAAAUGUGGAGAAACUGAAUUGAAGAUUGGGAAACUGAGAACCCAAGUGGACAGGCCUGUCUGUCCCUGGCCAAUGCACUCCUGCAUUCCUCUUGCGCUGGGCCUGCCCCUCCACCCUGCUGCUUGGCAGCCCCUCCUGCCAUCCUGCCUCUCAAGCACCACAUUCCCUGGCAGCAAACACUUAAGAAUGGCUUUGACUCCACCGCUGUUCUGGCAUCCUCCCUCCCACCCUCUCCUUUGGGAGCCCGCCCUUCCCCUGGAUUGGAAGGGGAGCAAACACUCCAGAAUAUUUUUUUUCCACCUGUUUGCUCAGCUCUGUGGGCUUCGAGAGCUUUAUUGGCUUCUGUUUAUCAACCCUGCCAAUGCCACCCCGCUCUCCAGUGCUGCAAGCGACAGGCACCUGCCACCUGCAAACCUUACUGCCAGUUCUAAGCAGCCCCCAGUUGAGGACCUGGCACUUCUUUCUUUUCCCUCCUCCUCCUCCUCAACCUCUCCACAGGGACGCUUGGGGCACCUUCCUUGAUUCCUGCCAGGUGCCUCCAUGCCAGCACUGCCAGGGCUGCUCCAGGACUCCUCCAUCCUCCCAGCUCACUUUGGGAGCAAGGCUGUGGAGGCAGUGCACUUACAGGUAUUCCUGGGCGUGGGGCUGAGCCUGCUCUGCUUCUGCCUGCUCCUCGGCUGCGCGAUUUGCUGGCACCGGCGGAGGACGCGGCGCCCGGAUUGCGGCGAGGCGCAGGCGUCGGGCCGCCCCCUGGUGGAUCUGGGCCCCGCUCUGCCCUCUCCGACGACGGCGGUGCCCAUCCAGCAACAGUAUGCCCAGCUGGCGGGGCAGCUUCUGGAGAGCCUGCCUGCUGCAGCUGCUCGUGCGCCGGCCUCGCCCGACGGCAGCCCCCCGACGGCCCUCCUGCGCGGCCGCGCCUCCCUGCCCAGCCUCGUCGUCCCGCCAGGGCUGAGCGCGCCGCCCGCCCAGCGCCCUCGGGGCCCGCAGCGCCGGAGCACCAUUGCCGCGGGAGACAGCAGCCCCCUCGCCGUGCGCCCCGUCGCGGGGCUCCUGCCCGCCGCCGCCCAGGCCAAGCCGCGACCUCGCCUGCACUUCGCCGUCGGCUACUCUCCUCCGGAGGCCACGCUCACCGUGAACGUCGUCGGCGUCGCCCACUUGCCCGGGGGCCUCGGCGCCAGCCGCAGCUGCUACGUCGAGGCGCGCCUGCUGCCGGGCUCGGCGGAGCCGCAGCGCACCGCCCGGCGCCGGAGGAGCCUCCACCCCGAGUUCCACCAGCAGCUCCGCUUCCCCGGCUGCGCCCGCCAAGAGCUGCCGGGCCUGACGCUGCGCCUCGCUGUGUACGCCAGGGCUUUCGCCCGUCGGAAGGACGCCUUCGUGGGCGAGGUGCUGUUCCCCUGCGCCCAGGUGGCCGGCGAGCAGGGCGCCUCGCCCUCGGCGCUCGCCCAGGAGCUGUCGCUCACGAAGUGCCACAGUUCCCAGGACGUGAGCUCCGCCUCUUGGCUCUCCCAGCCCAAGUCCCUGGGGCAGCUUUUCCUCUUGCUCCAGUAUCAGGCUCUGGCCAAUCGCAUCAAAGUUCUGGUUCGCAAAGCAGAGAACCUGGGACGCGUCAGCCGGAUGCUGGGAACGCCAGACCACUACGUUCUGAUCCACCUCUGCCACGACGGAAAGGUCAUUGACACAAAGGAGACCAAGUCCAUAGCGGGCUACAACCCCGUGUGGAAUGCCCCGUUCCUCUUCAGCUUACCUGCCGGAGACAUCCAGGAACAGCAGUUGUCCCUGGAGUUCACAGUCAUGCAGGCUCGCCUCUACACCCGCAGCUGCGCUGUUGGCCGAGUGCUGAUCGGUCCUGUGGCCCCUGAGAUGGGGCAGGUCCACUGGAAGGAGAUGUGCAGCCGGGGGAACAUGGAAUCUGCUCGCUGGCAUGCCAUUCAGUCAGAAGGCUUUCAGCUCUGCCCUUGAGAUGCACGUCCAGAGCUUCCUGCUGGGGAGUCGUCUGCCUGUCAUGGCGAAGGAUGGCAGCCAAAGCAAUGGCACCCUGCGAGAAAUGGCCUUCCUCUGCUAUGGGAGGCCAGGGAAGGUUUGAGGGGAACUUGGCAUUGCGACACCUUUAAGGUACGCAGGACUGCAGGAAGUCCAGCUGGAGAACUCCAAGCCAGUUCCAAGUCCUCCCAAGGCAGGGACUUUUUGCCCAAAGAGAGGUGAUGCUGCUCAGAGCCCUUCAGAAACCCUGGGGUUGAAAAGUCGACUGCAAGCUCUCCAGGACAGCCAAGGAAGGCAGAAAGAGCAGGUGGAUCAAGCUUUCUUCCUCCAUAAGGCUCCCCACGUCCAUCAGGCACGCUGACCUCAGAUCUAAGAUCCACUGCAGCAACAGCAGCUUCUGGGGCAUUGCAUUAUCUGCAUAACUUCUGGCUGCCGGCCAUAACAAAAGAGAACUGGAAACUGCAUCAGCAAGGCUGGAUUUGUUUUUUGU
Molecule: messenger RNA, 2510 nt
Organism: Podarcis muralis (Common wall lizard)
Lineage: Eukaryota; Metazoa; Chordata; Lepidosauria; Squamata; Lacertidae
Biological process (GO): calcium ion-regulated exocytosis of neurotransmitter; vesicle fusion
Cellular component (GO): plasma membrane; synapse; exocytic vesicle
Molecular function (GO): calcium-dependent phospholipid binding; calcium ion binding; SNARE binding
Source: RefSeq, a predicted model, not a curated record